Messenger RNA from Musa acuminata AAA Group (dessert banana), 834 nucleotides. RefSeq names its product dirigent protein 22-like. The transcript has a single exon. Lineage: Eukaryota; Viridiplantae; Streptophyta; Magnoliopsida; Zingiberales; Musaceae. The record is from RefSeq and is a predicted model, not a curated record. The coding region runs from base 6 to 611 and encodes 201 amino acids.
UAUGUAUGGAUGCGAUACAAGCAUGGCAUGGUACCAAAAUGGCGGACGCUGUGGGCAAGGCAUUCCUGGUUCUCGUCGUCCUCCUCUCGUCCUUCCUCCUCCCCUCCUCCUGUGGCCGCAUUGAGACCACCAGCUUCUCCAAAGGAGUACACGCUAAGCUGAAGGAGAAGGUGAGCCACCUCCACUUCUACUUCCACGACGUCGUCAGUGGAAGCAACGUGACGGCGGUGGCUGUGGCGAGGCCACCGAAUGCGCAGCCGCCGACCUUAUUCGGGGUGGUCACGGUCAUGGACGACCUGCUCACGGAGGGGCCGGAGCCCACGUCGAGGCCGGUCGGGCGGGCGCAGGGGCUGUACGCGGCCGCCGGGCUCCAGGAGACGGGCUUCCUCCAGGCCAUGAACCUGGUGUUCGUGGGCGGCAAGUACGACGGCAGCGUGCUCACCGUCCUCGGCCGCAACGCGCCGUUCCACGCCGUGCGGGAGAUGCCGGUGGUGGGCGGCAGCGGGCUGUUCCGCUUCGCCCGCGGUUACGCCGUCGCCCGCACCCACAGGCUCGACAUGAGCACCGGGAACGCCAUCGUCGAAUACGACGUCUACGUCAUGCAUUACUGAGCAACCACGGCGUCAUCAUGUUUCGUUUGUGUUGGCGAUCGUCGAGUCAUGAUUCUUCUGUCUGCUUCGGUUAUCAUUUCGACUGCUACAGCACAUUCACCAAAUAAAGUGGGUGUCAGUCAUUAUCAACAACACAACAGUGCAUUUAAAUUUGCCUCUUGUAUGUGACUACAAGUCAUCUAAGAAAUUAUUGAUAUAUCUGAAACAUAAAUAGACUGUUCAA